CAGUGUGUUGUGGGUUAGCUGCAGCUGUUAGCUUGCGUUAGCCUCGCUCUGGCUUCGCUCCGUUAGCUCAGCUAGCCGCGUUAGCCUGUUAGCUCCCCGCAGUAACAGGCAGGAUCAUGUAAACACAGCCCGGGCUCUGCCUCACGCGCUCCUCUGAGGACAGCUCGAGUCUCUGCCUGCCCUCCAGUGACGGUUCAGAUGAGUGCCAGAAAGGUCCGAGACCAGGACAUCAACCCCUGCAUCGAGGAGAGUGAUGCGUCCCAGAAGUGCCUGGACGCCUACAACUACGAUAAGAGCAUGUGCUCCGCCUUCUUCCUGAGAUACAGGAACUGUAGGAAAUACUGGCACAGUGUCAUGGUGCAGCGGAGGAGAGACGGGAUCCGUCCAGAGAUGCCGUCGGCUGCAGAGAGACUGGAGAUGCUGGCUGCUCUGGGAGGGAAGCCGUACUGACACCAAGGACAGGACCCGCCCUGACCCCCCUGCUGGGGCUCUGGGGGGGUCUGGAGCUCUGGGGGGGUCUGGAGUUCUGGGGGGGAUGUCUGCAGCUCUGGGUGGUUUGGAGCUCCGGGGGGGUCUGGAGCUCUGGGGGGGUCCGGAGGUGGUCUGAAUGGAAGUGGACUGUUGAUGUAUUUUUGUUGUUUGUUGGAAAUAAAGACGUCCUGAGUCUGUUGGA
This is a messenger RNA of Salarias fasciatus (jewelled blenny), 673 nucleotides long. It is a transcript of the gene chchd7, whose product is annotated as coiled-coil-helix-coiled-coil-helix domain containing 7. The coding region runs from base 199 to 450 and encodes 83 amino acids. Gene Ontology annotation, biological process: mitochondrial respiratory chain complex assembly. The transcript has 4 exons. The record is from RefSeq and is a predicted model, not a curated record. NCBI's taxonomy places the organism in Eukaryota, Metazoa, Chordata, Actinopteri, Blenniiformes, Blenniidae. Gene Ontology annotation, cellular component: mitochondrion.